Mya arenaria is the source of this 669-nucleotide messenger RNA. RefSeq lists its product as uncharacterized. The transcript is spliced from 5 exons. Lineage: Eukaryota; Metazoa; Mollusca; Bivalvia; Myida; Myidae. The record is from RefSeq and is a predicted model, not a curated record. The coding region runs from base 1 to 669 and encodes 222 amino acids.
AUGGACGAACAGAAUAAGAAUAUUGCUUGGCUGUCUGUUCAUGACAUUCAGAAAGAACCAAACCUUUGUUCCAGUGUUGAUUUUGCGAAUGGACCCGACAGAAUAUGGGCGAAUUCAACAGAUACGUGGGGAAACGAAAAAAUCGCAUCCACGAUUCAAAAUAUUGUUGAAAGGAAAAUCAACGCUGAAAAUAAAUUCCAAUCAUCACCAACCUCUGAAGAAAUUCUAGCUGGGCUUCGAUUUCAAGAUGUGCGAAACAUUUACAUCGAAAGUGAUUGUCAUCUCUGCAGCCAUUAUACUUCAGUCAGUCUUCCGGCGUAUGAACAUCUGAAUGAUGGCAAAAAUCAGAUUCAGAGCGCCUACUACGAGGCGGCUGAUGGACGGCAAAGACGCCUGAGUGGCGGGAGUGCCUGGGGCGACCAAGAGGUCCGAUUCAACAACCCCUUCGACCCGCGUCUCCGUUUUGACGGGCUCACACCAUGCUUGAAACGGAAACACGUGGAUUCUGAGAAUCGGCCCGUUCUCGACGAUAUGAACUCCCUGAUCAUGACCCAAGAUCCCGUAGAGUUUGCGGACACAUACUAUAGCAAAUACAGGAUGUACGUAAAUGAUCUCCAAAAUGGUGGAGACCUGUCUUCCGGUGGAGACGUCUUCGGACGCAACCGAUAA